Messenger RNA from Lachancea sp. 'fantastica', 963 nucleotides. The record is from the annotation of a GenBank genome assembly. Lineage: Eukaryota; Fungi; Ascomycota; Saccharomycetes; Saccharomycetales; Saccharomycetaceae.
AUGGCAGAAUUUUACAAGCUUAUUCACCAGCGUGCAAGUGUUCCAAUUGCUCUGUCUGCAUUAGAAAAUGCCGUCGUCUUAGAUGUAACCGAAUUUAUCGAGCAGUUGGAAGUAAUACGUUCAAGAAACCCGUUCUACCUCAAGAAACUUUUAAAAGCACUGUGUGACCACAGUGAGCUACUAGAUGGCGAAUCCAGCUCAGGUGUGAAAUUGAUUAACAAGGGCCUGGAACUCAGUGAAUGGGUAUUCGAACAGUAUGUGGAACUUCUUUCAGUUCCUGCACCGGAUCCAGCAAACUUCAAAGAUAUUAUUCGAUACACUUUGGGGCCAGAAGUUGCAUUGGAAGUGGAAGAGCAGCCGUUUUUGCUGAGUGCUUCAGGUACCACCGGUUUUAGAACCUGGGAAGCUGCGCUGUUUUUGGGCGAGCUGAUAGCCCAAAAUGCAUCGAUUUUGGGAGAUCUGGAUCCUGUUUCUAAAGUGCUGGAACUGGGUGCUGGGACUGGUCUUGUGAGCAUGGCAUGGGCCAAAGUGCAUGGUUCACAUACCAGCGAGCUGUACAUAACUGAUGGAGACUCACGCUUAAUCGAGCAAAGCGCAUAUCCCAACUUCAAGCUAAAUGGGCUAAAAUCGAGUGAUAAAUACAAAUUCCAGCGAUUGUGGUGGGGGGAGGAUACUGUGCCUGACGUGGAUGUGGUACUUGCUGCAGAUGUUACUUAUGACAAAACAGUUGUACCGAGUCUUGUGGAGACUCUAGCUUCAGCGCUGCAUAAUGGUGCCAAACUUGCACUAAUAGCGGCAACGGUACGUAAUGAAGGGACGUUGGCGGAAUUCGAGAACCAAUGUGAAAGAAAGGGCCUGGAGACGGAAAUAGUGGGUGUGAAGGAAACCGAUUUGGCCCCAAUACGGAUCUACAGACUAAGCGUGUUGGAUAUCAAGACACCGCCUCCACUAGACAACACCUGA